Messenger RNA from Tarenaya hassleriana, 652 nucleotides. RefSeq names its product 40S ribosomal protein S26-1. Lineage: Eukaryota; Viridiplantae; Streptophyta; Magnoliopsida; Brassicales; Cleomaceae. Bases 85 to 474 code for a protein of 129 amino acids. Gene Ontology annotation, cellular component: ribosome; cytosolic small ribosomal subunit. The transcript is spliced from 5 exons. The record is from RefSeq and is a predicted model, not a curated record. Gene Ontology annotation, molecular function: mRNA binding; structural constituent of ribosome. Gene Ontology annotation, biological process: translation.
UAUUUAUAAUCCCACCACUCUCUCACCAUUGUCUUUUCCCUACGCUGAAAACCCUACUUCGCAAAAGUCAAGCCGGAACCAACCAUGACCUUCAAGCGCAGGAACGGUGGCAGGAACAAGCACAACAGGGGCCAUGUCAAUUUUAUCCGGUGCUCCAACUGUGGCAAGUGCUGCCCUAAGGACAAGGCUGUUAAGAGGUUUAUCGUGAGGAACAUUGUCGAGCAGGCGGCUAUUAGGGAUGUUCAGGAAGCCAGCGUCUAUGAUGGCUACACUCUGCCCAAGCUGUAUGCCAAGAUGCAAUACUGUAUAUCCUGUGCAAUCCACUCUCACGUUGUGAGGGUCAGAUCCCGCACCAACCGCAGGGUUCGUACCCCACCGCAGCGCUUCGCCAGACGCAGGGAGGACAUGCCGAAGCCAGGGCAACCAGGACAGGCGCCGCGUGUCCCCGGCGCUGGAGCUGCUCCUCGUACCUGAAGUUCUCAAAAUCCUUCCCCCAAUCCACAGUCUCUUUUCCAUUCUGUCUGAAACCUCAGGAUGCUUUUAUAAUUCGAGAAUUUUUGCUAUCCGGAACUUGAAUGCUUUGAGAUUUUUUAUUAGUUGAUUUUGAGACAGAUUUUUCCUUGGGUAUAUAUGAGUCAUCGUGUUUUAUUCA